Molecule: messenger RNA, 2741 nt
Organism: Prorocentrum cordatum
Lineage: Eukaryota; Dinophyceae; Prorocentrales; Prorocentraceae
Source: the annotation of a GenBank genome assembly
GCCGUUUUGGCUCAAGGGCACCUGCGGAGCGGCCAGCCGCAGCUCCGCCCCGCCGCCGCGGGCGCCGCGAUGGCUGGCGAGAGUUCCAGCCUCGACGACGCAAGCGGCGAGGACGAGGACGAGGUUGAGGGCGAGGGCUUUGCUGGGCAGCUCUCGCGGAGGCAGCGCGCGGCCCUCCGCGGCCUGCGGGCGCGCCUCGCCCCGCGGCUGGACCACCCCCGGUUCACGGACGCGCUGGUGCUGCGGUUCUUGCGCGCCAAGCAGUUCGAGGUCGAGGGCUGCGCCGAGAUGCUCGAGCGGCACCUGGCGUACAGGGAGAGGCGAGGCCUGGACCUGCCCACGGAGGGCUGCUGGUACGGUCCAGGCCCCGCGGAGGCCAUAUUCCCCGAGCUGCCGGCCCUGAAGCGGUCCUACCCCCACGGCUUCCACAAGGUGGACCGCCUCGGGCGGCCCGUGUACAUAGAGAGGCUGGGACAGCUGGAUGUCGGCGCUCUGCUGCGGGAGGUCCCGCCCGCGCGCAUCACGCAGUACUUCGCCCACGAGUCGGAGCGCCAGGCGACGUUCCGCUUGCCCGCCUGCUCGCUGGCAAAGGGGAGCCUGGUGCAGACCAGCGUGACCAUCCUGGACCUCAAGGGCCUCGGGUUCGGCCUGCUCUCCAACAGGCAGGCCUUGCAGACCAUGAGGGCCAUCAUCGCCGAGCAGGGGGCGGACUUCCCGGAGAUCUCCGACAGGACAGUGAUCGUCAACGCGCCCGCCGCUUUCUCCGGGAUCUUUGCCGCAAUCCGGCCCCUACUGAGCGCCAGCACGCUGGCUAGGCUGGAGGUCUUCCGUUCGGGUCACGAGUCGCGCUUGUUAGAGCUCAUCGCCCCAGAGGACCUGCCCGAGUUCCUGGGCGGCCGCUGCCGCUGCGGCGACGGCUGCCUGGCGCGGGACGUCGGCCCGUGGUGCGACCCCGCGAUCGGCGGCGCGCUGGCCGAGCGGCCACACUGGGAGGUCAUGCGCCAGUUCGCGGGAGGCGGCGGCCCAGCCGGGCCCGCCCUGGCCACGCCUGCUGCGGCGUGCGGGGCAGCCGCUGAGAAGGCCGCGGCCGCCGCGCCUGCAGGAGCGGAGGGAGGCCUCGCCGGGCCUCUGGGCGGCGCGGCCGCGCCGGGCGGCAUGGCGCCCGUGGCGACGCCCUCCUCCCCGAGCGCAGCCGACCCCGAUCGGGGCAGCGGCCCAGCGGCCGCGGUCCUGGCACGCUCGGGCAGGCAGAACGCCGCGCCCCACCGCGCUCACGCACCGCGGCGGCCCAGCCAUCCCGCUGACGCCGCCGCCGUCGGCUCCACCGUCAACGCCGCCGCCGCCGCGCCGACGACGCCGCGUGGAGCCGACGCCAGCGGCGCCGCCGCCGUCGGCUUUACCGUCAGCGCCGGCGCCAGCACCGACGGCGCCGCCAUGGGGGCGUCGGCGCCCACGGCGCCCGCUGGGAGCGUCGCAGACGCCGCGCCAGGGCGGCGCAGGCGCUUCUCGGACGGCAGCACCGCCGGCGAGGCCGCCGAGGGCCUCCCGAAGCACGCCACGGGCGCAGCUGGCUCCAGCGGCGCGCCACGAGACGCCGCCGAGGGCGCGCCGCGAUGCCCCGCUGGCGCGACCGCCGAGGGCGCGGCGGAGGAGCGCGCCGUGGGCUGCGACGCCGCCGCGGCCGCCGAGGGCGCGCCGCGCGGCGCCGCUGUCGCGGCCGACUCCGCCGCCAGCGUGACGGCGCGGCGCGCGCCGGAGCCCCGCGCGGAGGUCGCCGAGGGUGCCCACGUUGCCAGCAGCUCGCAGAGCCCAGGGAGAGCCGAGGCCGCUGCACUGACCGCCACCGCCGCAGCGGACGCCACGGUGGUCGCCACCACUGUCGCCGCCGCAGCAGUGGCGGCGGAGGCGGGCCUCGACGACGACGCCCGCGCGGAGGCGGACCACGUUGGCGGCGACGCUCACGCGGAGGCGAAUCAUGUAGACGGCGCCGGCGAUGAGGCAGGCCUCGAGCGAGAUGCCGCCGUGGAGGCCAGCGACGUUGGCGACGGUGGCGCGCAGUCGGACCUCGAGGGCGAUUUUGGCGUGGAGGCGGGCAUCGAGCGAGGCGCCGCGGACCUCGAGAGCGACUCGGGCGCGGAGGAGGAGGAUCUCAAGGGCGUUGUGACGUGGUUGGACGUCGAGGGCGACACCAGCAUUUGGCUCCGCGAGCGCGCGAGCGUCGUGGCGGCCGUUGGUUGGGAGGCGAUCGCCAAAGUGCAGGCCGGAGUCCAAGGCUACUUGCAGGAGCCGCUGACGCUUCCGAGCGAGGCGAGGCUUCCAGGAUCGCCGCUGCAGGGGCCGUUGCGGCUCGCCGGCGAAGACUUCGCCGACGGCGGGAGCCCCCAGAGCUCGCACGACCUGGACAGCGGCCGCAGAAGCCACCUCGGCGCGAGUGACUGCGCCGGCGACGCCGCCCGCGUCGGCCCGUCCGAACGGCACCACGAGGCUCCCGGCGGUGGCCGCACCUCGUGGCCGCCCGGCGACACCUCGGGCAGCGCGGAGGACCCCGUGGAAUGUCGGGCCGGCGCGGAGGACCCCGUGGAAUGGCUGGUGAGGGAGGCAAGCGAGGCGCUGUUCCCGCACGUCACCUGCGGGGCCCGCCGCCGCGUGCGGUAGCUCGCCGGCGGCGGUGCGGAGCUCGCCCUGCUCCAAAAGGGGCACUCGCUUUGGGCGACCAGGAGGAGGAAGAAUCAGGAGGGGAA